Molecule: messenger RNA, 3039 nt
Organism: Peniophora sp. CBMAI 1063
Lineage: Eukaryota; Fungi; Basidiomycota; Agaricomycetes; Russulales; Peniophoraceae
Source: the annotation of a GenBank genome assembly
AUGAACGCGAAGAUACGGAAGAUCUGCCGCGAAUCGCACAAGUGGCGAGGCAUACGCGAACACCCUUCUCACGCGGCGCGCAAGGCCGCAGAACGCGAGUAUCGCCGGGCAAUUUAUGUGGCGAAGAAGACCCAUUGGGAGGAGUGGUUAGAGGAUGUUGGUGAGGACGACAUAUGGACGGCAAACAAGUUUGCGAAGGCCGGGGCAACGGAUGGAGGAGCGGCAUCAAUCCCAACGCUGAAACGCACGGUCACACCGGGCGUUGAGGAAGCGGCGGCGACUAAUGCGGACAAGAGCGCUUUCCUCGCCGCAUCAUUCUUCCCGGCCCCCCCAGAGGAUGCGGCGAUCCCGGCCAACACCGUAUACCCACAGCCCAUCGCAGCCGACGCGUCAAUCUCGGAGUCCACAGUCCUGAGGCAUCUGGCUCGGCUCAGUCCGUACAAGGCACCCGGGCCGGACGGGAUUCAGAACGUUGUACUGACCAAAUGUGCGGACAUUCUCGCGCCAUGGCUGGUUGUCGUGUACAACGCUAUAUUGCGACACGGCUACUACUAUGCGGGCUGGAAGGAGUUCCUGACAAUCGUCUUGCGAAAGCCGGACAAGCCAGAUUACGCUGUCUCAAAAGCGUACCGGCCCAUUGCGCUUCUGUGCACGAUGGCCAAGGUUCUGACGGCCAUCGUUACGGAGCAGCUGACGUACCUUAGCGAACAGCACGGGCUCCUCCCAUCGGCGCAGUACGGUGGAAGACCAGGCCGCACGACCACGGACUCGAUGCACGUCCUCAAUGACAUCAUCACGGCAGCGUGGGCGGAGGGAAAAGUAGCCUCUGUGCUAUUCCUCGAUAUCGAGGGCGCAUUCCCCAACGCGGUGCCCGAAGUCUUGAUCCAUGACCUUCGGAUGUGUCGAGUCCCGGCUUAUAUUGUCAACUUCGUGCAGCUCCUGCUCGAGGGACGCAGCACUCAACUGAAGUUUGACGGAUAUGAGUCCGCAGCCUUUCCUGUGCUCAAUGGCAUCCCACAGGGCGAUCCUAUGUCCCUCAUCCUAUACCUUUUCUAUGGUGCUGACCUUCUACGUGUACCCAGGGGUUCAAAGGAGAAGGUGGCAGGCUUUGUCGACGACUCCGCAUUGGUCGCCAUCGGCGACACAUUCGACGAAACGCACGCAACGCUGCAGGACAUGUUUGAGCGGCGAGGAGGUGCCCGGGAGUGGGCGACUAAGCAUUUCUCUCGUUUUGAAACAUCGAAGUUCAAGCUAAUGGAUUUUUCGAGAUCGCCAAUCCAACGCCCCGAGUUGAGGCUCGGCAAUGUCACCAUACGACCCACGCACACCCAUCGCUUCCUCGGGGUCAUAUGGGACGACCAGCUCAAGUGGAAGGACCAAGCCGAUGGUGCAGUGGCGAAAGGCCGCAAGUACGUGCUCGCGAUCCGACGGCUCGCACGCAUCAAGCACGGACUACGGCCGAAGUUCGUGCGUCGCCUCUAUAUCAGUGUAGCUAUCCCGAAGAUGCUGUAUGCGGUGGAUGUGUGGUGCCUGCCUAUCCCGAGGGAUAUACCAUGCGCCAGGCCGACCAUGUCCGCGCGACAAGGCUCACUGGGGGUCAUACGCCGACUCGCAACCGUACAACGCAUAGCUGCACUGACAAUAACAGGAGGACUCCGAUCAUCGCCCAACGACAUACUGGACAUACACGCCAACCUGCUCCCGAUGCGGUUACUCGUAGCUAAGCACUGCUUCCGUGCUUUGACGAGAAUCUCUGCGCUCCCCGAGACUCACCCGCUCUUUCCCAUAGCUGAGUCCAGCGCAGCUGCGUUCCCAAGCAAGUUCCGCAGCCCGCUACAACACCUCUACCACCUCUUCCCGGAGGUGGCCCCCAGUCGCGUCGAGGACAUCAUCCCAAUGCGCCACGACCCAGCGCAUGCCGACCUCGCUUUCACCACAUUCAUCGCCGACUCACGCGAAGAAUCCCAACAUGAUAAUGAUACCUUGGAAACGGUCAUCCGGGUGUACACGGACGGGUCGGGGUAUAAGGGCUUCGCGGGAGCGGCAGCGCUUCUGAUCCGAACCGACGGCAUCCACAACAUGACGCGUAUCCUGCGCUAUUGUCUCGGUCCGCUAACGCAGCACACAGUGUACGAAGCGGAAGCGGUGGGGAUCAUUCUAGGCGCACAUCUACUAGCGACUGAGGAGCGGGAGUUCGCAUCGGAACCCAGCAGCAUCAGUUUGGACAAUCAAGCAGUCAUCCGAGCAUCGAAGCAUCAGCAGCGCGCGCAACCCGGGCAUGGCCUCCUUGACGUCUUUCGUGAUCAAACUGACCGCCUCUUGCAGAACCGCGAUGAGAACUACUCGCUGAGCGUGCGAUGGGUAUCCGGCCAUGACGACGCCGAAUUCAACGAGAUCAUCGACGAGCAGGCGAAGCUGGCCGCGGAGGGCCAUGCAAGCGCACUCGUCGACCUCCCGUACGAACUGCGCACCUGCCUCAAGAUAAGCAUAUCAGCGGCCCGCCAGGAAUACGCACGCCGUCUGGACGAACGGUGGCACCAAGAUUGGCUCAUGUCUCCGAGGUACGAGCGACAUCGCCAUUGGGCGACUGACGCUGCCUCGCGGAAACACAUGCGCGCCACCGCCAGCCUAUCGCGCCUGGCGAGCUCAACGCUGUUCCAGAUACGGUCGGGACAUGCGCCGCUCAGCGCACACCUGUACCGUAUUGGGUGUUUACCGAGUCCCACAUGUGAGACAUGUGGCGAGGCGGACGAAACCGUCCAUCACUACCUCUACGACUGCCCGCGAUGGCAAGACGCGCGGCAACGUAUGCGAGAGGCAGCGGGCAAACUCUGGCGAGAGCGCACCCGCAUGCUAAGUGAUGAGAAAGGUAUAGCAGCAGUUCUGACGUACACGAGGGAAACAGGAUGGGGAUCACGGGGUGAGAGAGAGAAGGGGGAUGGAAGGCCGGAGACGGGAUUAGGGGAGGCGCGAGAAGACGAGGAGAGGGACGUCGGACAGGAGGUGGAGGACGAACGACGCGUGGUGGACGAGGAGUAG